AUCUACCCUGCGAUUUGAGAUCUACAUUGGUAAAUACAACGAACAUACGUCCCCAAAACCGGCAUCCAGAAUCUCCCAUCUAUUCCUUGGGACUGAGCGCUUGCUGCUUUAGCCUGAGGUGCUCUGAGCUACCCUAAGUCGACGGUGAGCCAGCCUGAGCUGGAUUGACCCCCCAAUGGUUGGUGCGAGUCGGAGUUGUCCACUGAAUGGUUAAUUACUCCCCCACUUCAAUUGUGGUUCGUUUUGACUCACCUUCUUGUUCAUUUUCCAGCCCUGGAGAACACGAUGCGAGCACUAUCGGCAACCUCCACCAGCCUGACCCGAUAUCGAUUGUUGCAAUUGCGACCUGCAUAAAUGUCGCUUCGACCAUUGUUCGCGCCGGCUCCUCGUUCGCGGCCUCCUUCGCUUGCCACGCGGAGCAUUCCAUCCGCAAUCCGGAGGACAUGUAAAAGUACAUCGAACUCUAGUUUCUCGAUUAUGCAACAGACAAAGGCGAGCACAUCUGCUGCCCAGCAUGAUCACCAGUUACGAUCGAAGCCGAGAGUGCCUUUGCGCAUCAUGCCGUUAGGCGGCUCGAUCACCCAUGGCGUCGGAUCGAGUGACGGCAACGGCUACCGUAAAGCGCUAUACGACAUGCUUCAGUCGCAUGGCCACGUUACUCGCAUGGUUGGCUCGCGCAAGAGUGGCACCAUGGCCAACAACGAUCACGAAGGAUGGCGCGGCUUCAGGAUCGACCAGAUUGAGAACAAGGCCAGGGGAUCGGUCACAGCUUGUCUGCCGAACGUCUUCACGGUCAACGCCGGAUCCAACGAUUGCAUACAGAAUCUCGAGAUCGAAAACUUUGGAAGGCGCUUGGGAAAUCUGCUCGAGUACCUGUGGUUGGCAUCUCCUGGCUCGACCAUUAUCCUCUCGACUCUCCUCGUCAGUCAGGACAAGAGUGUCGACUCGAGGAUCCGCUUCGUGAACGAGCAGAUUCGAUCGUUGGCUGCAAGCAAAGCAGCCAAAGGCGAAAGGAUCACUCUCAUUGACAUGUGUACAGCCGAAGGUCCGUGUGUUGGUGAUCUCGUUGAUGGCGUCCACCCCAACGACUUGGGUUAUAGGAAAAUGGCCAGCUUUUGGUUCAAGGGUAUUCGAGGAGCUGUGCUCAAAGGUCUACUUGAGGAGCCGCGGACAUGCGAGUAAACCUUGCCCUGUGAAGUAUCAGUGGUAGCUUUGUUGCAAUAGAAUUGCGAUGCCGUGGAUUCUCAGAUCACUAACACAAGUUGACUUCUAUCUGCUAAGGGAAAGGGGGUGUCAAUGUACACCAGGUCAUAUCAUAAAGCGUUCCAAACCAUUCCCAGCCAAGGAUUAAUUAGAACGGGAUUCCAAGAC
Molecule: messenger RNA, 1371 nt
Organism: Phialemonium atrogriseum
Lineage: Eukaryota; Fungi; Ascomycota; Sordariomycetes; Cephalothecales; Cephalothecaceae
Product: acetylxylan esterase
Exons: 2
Coding region: 355-1182 (275 amino acids)
Molecular function (GO): phosphatidylcholine lysophospholipase A1 activity
Source: RefSeq, a predicted model, not a curated record